AUGGAUUCUCUUGUGGUCCUUGUGCUCUGUCUCUCCUGUUUGCUUCUCCUUUCACUCUGGAGACAGAGCUCUGGGAGAGGAAAACUCCCGCCUGGCCCCACUCCUCUCCCAGUGAUUGGAAAUAUCCUACAGAUAGAUAUUAAGGACGUCAGCAAAUCCUUAACCAAUCUCUCAAAAGUCUAUGGCCCUGUGUUCACUCUGUAUUUUGGCCUGGAACGCAUGGUGGUACUGCAUGGAUACGAAGCAGUGAAGGAAGCCCUGAUUGAUCUUGGAGAGGAGUUUUCUGGAAGGGGACAUAAUCCAUUGGCUGACAGAGCUAAUAGAGGAUUUGGAAUCGUUUUCAGCAAUGGAAAGAGAUGGAAGGAGAUCCGGCGUUUCUCCCUCAUGACACUGCGGAAUUUUGGGAUGGGGAAGAGGAGCAUUGAGGAUCGUGUUCAAGAGGAAGCCCGCUGCCUUGUGGAGGAGUUGAGAAAAACCAACGGCUCACCCUGUGAUCCCACUUUCAUCCUGGGCUGUGCUCCCUGCAAUGUGAUCUGCUCCAUUGUUUUCCAUAAACGUUUUGAUUAUAAAGAUCAGCAAUUUCUUAACUUGAUGGAAAAAUUGAAUGAAAACAUCAAGAUUGCGAGCAGCCCCUGGAUCCAGAUAUGCAAUAAUUUUCCUCUUUUCAUUGAUUAUUUCCCGGGACCCCAUAACAAAUUACUUAAAAACAUUGCUUUUGUGAAAAGUUAUGUUUUGGAGAAAGUAAAAGAACACCAAGAAUCAAUGGACAUGAGCAACCCUCGGGACUUUAUUGAUUGCUUCCUCAUCAAAAUGGAGAAGUUCGAGUAUCUUGGCGGUGAGGUACUCCAGGAUGGCUGCGCUGUACACAGCGGCAGUCGUGCCCACACGUCCAUGACUGGUCGUCCUAGAUUUCAGGUGUCGAUGAAUAAAGCCCACUGGGAACUGCAAGCCGGCUCUCUGCGAGCAGGGAACCGCCUUCGUCUUGGCCUUUCCGGAGUCCUUUCCAGCCUUUCGAAUUCUGCUGAAGCUGAAGCAAGCAACACAGAGAAAAGGCUAAUUGGACCCACGUUUCUGGAUGAAGGUGGCAAUUUUAAGAAAAGUAACUACUUCAUGCCUUUCUCAGCAGGAAAACGGAUUUGUGCGGGAGAAGCCCUGGCCCGCAUGGAGCUGUUUUUAUUCCUGACCUCCAUUUUACAGAACUUUAACCUGAAAUCUCUGGUUGACCCAAAGGACCUUGACACCACUCCAGUUGUCAAUGGAUUUGCCUCUGUGCCACCCUUCUACCAGCUGUGCUUCAUUCCUGUUUGA
Piliocolobus tephrosceles (Ugandan red Colobus) is the source of this 1308-nucleotide messenger RNA. Its product is annotated as cytochrome P450 2C19. The transcript has 8 exons. Gene Ontology annotation, molecular function: oxidoreductase activity, acting on paired donors, with incorporation or reduction of molecular oxygen, reduced flavin or flavoprotein as one donor, and incorporation of one atom of oxygen; heme binding; iron ion binding. Gene Ontology annotation, cellular component: intracellular membrane-bounded organelle; cytoplasm. Lineage: Eukaryota; Metazoa; Chordata; Mammalia; Primates; Cercopithecidae. Gene Ontology annotation, biological process: xenobiotic metabolic process. The record is from RefSeq and is a predicted model, not a curated record. The coding region runs from base 1 to 1308 and encodes 435 amino acids.